Phycomyces blakesleeanus NRRL 1555(-) is the source of this 1359-nucleotide messenger RNA. RefSeq lists its product as hypothetical. The coding region runs from base 1 to 1359 and encodes 452 amino acids. The transcript has 5 exons. The record is from RefSeq and is a predicted model, not a curated record. NCBI's taxonomy places the organism in Eukaryota, Fungi, Mucoromycota, Mucoromycetes, Mucorales, Phycomycetaceae.
AUGAGGUGGCUCAUUAACUUCAUUUGGCUCACUUGGCUCUCAGUCUCAUUCGCUGUACAAGUUCCACUUGUCAAAAGACAAGCUGUUGCAAGUUCAAGCUGUGCACUUCGUGAAAAUACAUGGGGAAUAUGCUCACCAAGCUCUACUGAUAUUUGGUACAACGGUACUUUUUACGAAAUAACCUGGAAGUACAAUAAUGCCAUGUAUUCGAAUUUUAUGUACCUCGAUCUUUACCUCCUUUAUUACAACAACACGCAAUAUACCACCAUCAAAACGUGGCCAGAUUUAACCAAUACUCAGGGCGCCCUUGUACAACAAGUGGACAAAACGUGGUUUCCUACCCAACUUCCAGACAACUCUCCCAAUCGAUCAUGGACCAUGACAAUGUAUAUGCUGGGUGCUGGAGUAGAUCUGGAGACAGAACUCUCAAAAAUUGACACUUCAGAAACCCUCUACCCUCUACCAACCGCAUUUACUCUUGUUCAAAACGCAUACAAUACCACAAAUGUCAGCACAGCCACUUUCCCAAGCACCUCCGAUUCGCCUGCCGCACCGAGCACGACCACCCUCGCAAACGCACCAGACCAAUCUGUGUCUGAUUCAGACAGCUCUUUAGAACCUUGGGCAAUCGGUGUCAUUUCCACCGCGUGUGUACUAGUUGUAGCAGUAAUUUUAGGCAUCAUCUGGGCUGCCCGUAAAAUGCGCAAGAAUAAGAAACGUGACAAUAAUAAUUCCGGUAACGAAGAAAAACGAGCAAUGUUCAACGCCUCACAGCAACCGCAACAGCAACAGGACCAACAAAAUCACCAUAGCAAUAGCCAGUCUUCACCAAUCGAGACUUCGGACACAGUGCUUGUUGCACCUACCACUCUCCAACGGCAAUUCGAUACCGGCGGAUCAACCGACAACAGAGACAUUGCGUCGAUAAAUUCAGCGACUCCAAUGAUGCAACAAGGUUCAUUCUCGAUGCGUAGUUCACCUGUCACCUUGACACCUGUCGGACCACGCAAUCAGCUUGAAAUCGAGCUUGAAAAGGCAACUAUCAGCCACGCCUUACAACAACAACAACAACAACAACAACAACAUAAAGACCUGGCUCAUCAGUCAAGCAGUAUUCUAAGUUCUACAGAUGCAUUAUUGAUCGCAGAUACCUUUAGACAGUUUAUGCGGAAACCUGAGUGGAAUGAGCACACCGAAGACGAUCUGGAACUUCAAGAGAAAGCGCAGGACGCAGAAGAAGAGAAGAAACGCUUGGGAAAUCAACUUCUUUUACGGCAUUUAGAGAAUGAAGGCACAUCAGUACACACAGUAGAGAAACGCCCGGCAUUAAAAAACGAUAAUCAAGACAAUACAUCUUGA